CAAGUUGGUACGAAGUUGAUAACGAGGGAAAUUCUUUCGCGAAAAAAUCGUAUAAAUACUGCAGAAAAGGGCGUUUAAAAUCAGAAGUAGUUUCGACUUCACGAUGGUUAUGAAGAAUCAUCUUGGUAUUAUGAGUUAUAUUCUACUCAUGUGUAUUUGUAUGUCUUAUGCUAAACCAAGCAUUCCCGAUACAUUACAAUUUGGAGUUGCAACUUCGGCCUAUCAAGUUGAAGGAGCAUGGAAUGAAGGCGAAAAAGGUGAAAAUCAAUGGGACAGGCUUACUCACGGGAAACCUCAGAAAAUUAAAGACAAAUCUAAUGCUGAUAUUACCUGCGAUAGUUACCAUAAAUUUAUGGAUGAUGUGCAACUAUUGAAAGCAAUGAACGUCGAUUUUUACAAGUUUUCAAUAUCUUGGUCGAGAAUUUUUCCAACUGGCUACACCAACUCGAUCAACGCUGAUGGAAUUCGCUACUAUAACGAUUUAAUUGAUGAGCUUAUAGUGAAUGGUAUUAAACCGGUUGCGACAAUGUUUCACUGGGACCUUCCCCAAGCACUACAAGAAAAAGGAGGCUGGAUGAACGAACAAUUAAUUGAUGUCUUUGAAACCUAUGCUAAUUUAUUAUUUUCAAUAUACGGAAAUAAAGUCAGAGAUUGGAUUACUUUUGAUGACCCGAACAGAUUUUGCUUUGACAACUAUUACCAAGAGGUGACCUUCGCGGACGGAUUAAUACAUGAAGGUAAUAGCGGGUACCUUUGUGCACACACCGUCCUAAGAUCUCACGGACGAGUUUAUAAAAUAUACAACACCCGCUAUAGAACAAGACAGCGAGGUCGCAUUGGGAUCUCAUUGGGCGCAACGUGGAUGGAACGAGGCCUAAAAUCUGAAUCCGAUGUUGAAUUAAGUCGACUAGCAAUGGAAAUUGAGUUGGGAUGGUUUGCUCACCCAAUCUUUUCAAAAGAAGGUGAUUAUCCACCAGAACUUGCAAAGCAGUUGGAAAUGUUCGCUCAACGACAACAAAUGACUACCUUCAAACUUCCUGAUUUUCCAAAAGAUGAAGUAGAACUUAUAAGAGGGAGCGCUGAUUUCAUAGGAUUGUCUCACUUUAUUUCCAAAAUUUGCGACGGUAGUCGUCCUAAUAUAAAUCAGGAAGGUAAUCAUUUCUUUGGAAUUGAUUUCUGUACUGAACAUAGAACACCGCGGCCAACCGGUGUCUCAUGGGUUAAUCCUGUUCCAUGGGGAAUUAAAAAUUUGUUGAAGUGGGUUAAAGAAGAAUAUAACAGUCCGGAAAUCUUUAUCACAGCAAAUGGAUAUCCCGAUUCUGGGAACGAACACGAUUGUCGAAGAGUCCAUUACAUGAAUGUUUACUUGGAACACGUUGCCGCAGCCAUAGAAGAGGAUGGGUGCAAUGUUACUGCUUAUACAGUUUGGAGCCUUUUAGACAAUUUCAAUUGGUACAAAGGAUACACUGAAAAGUACGGUCUUUACAGAGUAGAUUUUACCAACCCAGAAAGGCCUAGGAAACCUAAAUUAUCUUCGGUAACAUAUGCCAAUAUUAUAAAAACUAGAAAAAUUGAUUGGGGAUUCUCUCCGGAACACUAUCGUGAGUGUAGAUGGAACAGACUCAACGAGACUGAGGAUUAAUUCGAAAAUAAUGAGCAUAAUCAAUAUUUUGCAUUUUAUAUAUUUAUUGUUUCAAAUAUUAAAUUAUUAUAUUAACUAACAUACAA
Molecule: messenger RNA, 1728 nt
Organism: Onthophagus taurus
Lineage: Eukaryota; Metazoa; Arthropoda; Insecta; Coleoptera; Scarabaeidae
Product: myrosinase 1-like
Biological process (GO): carbohydrate metabolic process
Molecular function (GO): beta-glucosidase activity
Source: RefSeq, a predicted model, not a curated record